AGCCUUUACAAGUCUUACCUUCUCUCCGACUCUCAGCACUCCAGCAUUGCUGUGCAAUCAGAUGUUCUCUCGCUGAGGCCAGUUAUUACCGUUUUUUGCAUCUUGGCCACAGUGUUCGCUCGCCCGGCGAGAAAAGUGCAUCGCUUGGCUCGCUGGAGGUGGGUUGCGGCUGUUUGGUUUUCUUUAUUUUGGUGAGAAAUGACAGCAUCGGUUUUGGGGGGACAGUACAACGCAGAUGUCCGCGGGUGCGGGAAGGCAUCACUGGCUGUACCACACCUGUGAUUCGUUGUUGUGAGCAACCAGGACGCGCCAGGAUGAAGACAUGUGCUGAGGAACACACUUUGACGUCGUCUUAAAAGUGCUUCUGUCAACACACUCCGGAACUUAAAAGCUUGCCGUUUCUUCAUCGCUCCUUGUCUUGUGAAACUUGAUUUAAAAAAAAAAAAAAAAGACGAAUAUGCCCUUACUUCUGGGUCCCUUUGUCCGCUGUCGACUCGGCGAGACGCUUCUUGUGCUCUGGCUCAGCUUCGCAGGUGUCACCUGCACCGGUUCCGAGCAUGCCGCUACUGCGACUCUCCCUGCCGCCUUCUCUGACCUGUUACCUCACUUCCUGGUGGAACCGGGGGAUGAGUACAUCGUGAAAAACAAGCCAGUGACCCUCACCUGCCGCUCCACGCCGGCGACGCAGAUCUACUUCAAGUGCAACGGCGAGUGGGUUCACCAGGAUGACCACUUGAUUGAGCGGACUGUGGACCCGGCUACAGCUUUGCCAGUCAUGCAGGUGACAAUAGAAAUCACCAGACAGCAGGUGGAGAAGAUCUUCGGCCUCGAUGAGUACUGGUGUCAAUGUGUCGCAUGGAGCACUACCGGAACCCAGAAAAGCCAAAAAGCGUACAUCAGGAUUGCUUACCUGAGAAAGAACUUUGAGGAGGAGCCUCAGGCUAAAGAAGUGGCAUUGGACCAGGAGGUGCUAUUGCGCUGCCAUCCCCCCGAGGGAGUGCCACCAGCGGAGGUGGAGUGGCAGAGGAACGAGGACGUCAUCGACCCGCAGAGCGACCCCAAUUUUUUCAUCACCGCUGACCAUAAUCUUGUCAUCAAGAAGGCCCGGCUGGCCGACACAGGCAACUACACGUGUGUGGCCAAGAACAUUGUCGCACGCCGCAAAAGCAAUUCUGCCACGGUCCUCAUUUAUGUCAACGGCGGCUGGUCCACGUGGACCACCUGGUCGUCCUGCAGUGCCGUGUGUGGGCGAGGCUGGCAGAAGAGGAGUCGGAGCUGCACCAACCCCACGCCACUGAACGGAGGCACAUCCUGUGAGGGGCAGAACGUCCAGAAAAGUGCCUGUGUGGCCACCUGUCCAGUGGAUGGAGGUUGGAGCGAAUGGAGCAAGUGGUCGCCGUGCGGCGCCGACUGUUCCAUGUGGAGGAGCAGGGAGUGCACCCAGCCGUCACCUGGCACCGGGGGCAAGGACUGCCAGGGCCUCGACCUUCAGUCUCUUAAUUGCACCAGUGAGCAGUGCCCACAAACCGUGAGCGGAGCAGAGGACGUUGCGCUCUACGUGGGCAUGGUUGCGGUGGCUCUGUGUUUGACCUUACUGCUCAUCACCGUGGUCCUGGUCUACCGGCGCAAGAAGGCAGGCCUGGAUGCCGACGUGGCAGACUCCUCCAUUCUCACGACUGGCUUCCAGCCCAUGGGCAUCAAGCCCAGCAAGCCAGGUGUGUGGGCACCGCGGCCACGCAGGCCCCUCACCCACAGCAAGAAUUCUCAUUUGCUUACCAUCCAGCCCGAUCUAACUACCACCACCACCAGUUAUCAAGGCACCCUGCGCUCCCGUCACGACACCACUGGCAAGUUUUCAAUGACCAACGGGCCUCUGCUGGACCCACUUCCCAAGGGCUCGCAUACUCUGCACAACGGAAAGCUCAACUCGGACCCCUCAGAGUUCGUCAGCCGGUUGUCUGCUCAGAGCUACUUUAAAACGCUGCCCCGUGAUGUGGCCAACACUUCCUACGGCACCUUUAACUUCCUUGGGGGAAGGCUGACAAUUCCCAACACUGGGAUCAGUCUGCUCAUUCCUCCAGAAGCCAUCCCCAGAGGCAAGAUCUAUGAGAUUUACCUCACCGUUCAGAAAAAGGAGGAUUUAAGGUUACCCCUGGCCGGCUGCCAGACCCUGCUCAGCCCUGUUGUGAGUUGUGGGCCUCCGGGGGUGGUUCUGAGUCGGCCCGUUAUCCUGAGCAUGGACCACUGCUCUGACGCAUGCCUUGAUAACUGGGCCGUCCGCCUGAAGAAGCAGAACUAUGAGGGUGCUUGGGAGGAUGUCCUGCUGAUGGGGGAGGAACUGGCGUCAGAUCCCUAUUACUGUCAGCUCGAGGCCGAGACGUGCCAGCUGUUUUCCGAGCAGCUGGGCAUCUUCGCCCUGGUGGGAGAGUCGCUGCACAUGGGUGCCGCCAAGCGCCUGAGGCUGGUGCUCUUCUCCGACGCCUAUUGCUCCACGCUGGAGUACAACAUCAGGGUCUACUGCAUGGACGACACGCAGGACGUCUUCAAGGAGGUGAUGCAGAUGGAGCGGCAGCUUGGGGGUCGGCUGAUUGACGAGCCUCACGUCCUGCUUUUCAAAGACAGCUACCACAACCUGCGCCUGUCCAUCCACGACAUGCCCCAGGCCCACUGGAGGAGCAAGCUGCUUGCUGGCUACCAGGAGAUCCCGUUUUACCACAUCUGGAACGGUUCCCAGCGGUACUUGCACUGCACGUUCACUCUGGAGCGCCUCAGCCUCACCACCUGUGAGCUCACCUGCCAGCUGUGUGUGUGGCAGGUGGAGGGCGAAGGACAGAGCUUCAGCCUUGACUUUAACAUCACCAAGGACACCCGAGCCGUGGACUCAGAGUUCCUGUUAAUGGACAGUAACGCCACUGCUCUAGCAGGGCCCAGCGCCUUUCAGAUCCCGUACCUCAUAAGGCAGAAGAUCUGCAGCAGCCUGGACGCCCCGUGUCCCAACGGAGCUGACUGGAGAAUGCUAGCACAAAGACUCAAGCUGGAGAGACAUAUGAGUUUCUUUGCGUCGAAAGCCAGCCCGACCUCGGCCAUCCUGGACCUGUGGGAGGCGCUACAUUUCCACAGCGGCAACAUCAACCAGCUGGCUGCCGUCAUGGCCGACAUCGGCAAACAGGAAGCCAUGAUCUUCCUGGUGUCAGAUGGCGAGUGCUAACGGGCCAAGAGGGGAGUCGAGAGAAGACGGAAUGGACCGUGUGAGCUGUCUCAGAUUGCAAAGGUUUCAUUCACGUCGACUGAGGAACAUUUCAAAAUGACACAAUCAUAUUCCUGCAAGUCAAUUCUGUUCACUGGCCUGAUUUCCACAUCUGUGACGUCAUGCCUUAUGUAGCACUUACGAAAAGGAGCAUCAUCUCAUCCGAAAUUCGAACAGCCAGUCGUUGAAUUCAACUGAAAAAUGACAUCAUCCGUUUCAAACAGGAGGCAACAGGCACCCCCCCGCCCCUCGCUCCCUCCUCACUGUCUAAAUGUUACGUCUCUCACUGUUUGCUUUCGAACCUUCUCCCUUGCUGAAUGUAACAUCACAGUUCCUAAAUCCAUACCUUUGUUCUUUUGAGGGAGGACUCGCUCGUGUCUUCACACGUGUUCACUUUUGCAGCAAGCAAGCCACACGUGCAGCGUUCCACAUGCAGGGCCUGGAACACGACAGGCGCCGCAUGUCCUCUAAUUGCAUUCCUCCUGCAGCACAUACAUUAUUGUAGCACACACGCUUACUGCGCAUUCACACAGCACACCUUCCACUGCAUGAAGACGUUAGAUAGCCCAUAAAGAGAGGAUCCACACGUUCAAUCCCCAGUUCAGCCAUAGUUUGUUGUGUCUCCUCCUCCUCAGGGUAGCAUGUGACGUCUCUAAAGUUAGAAAGAGGGCCCUUCUCAUUAAAGACACACUCACUCAAACAGCUGGCCAACGCUCCAGAAAUCCCCCCCCUCCCCUAAUCGGACACACCGGAGCUUGUUUAAUGAUUGUCCCGAUUUUUGGAAUGUACUUUUAUGUUCCCCUGUGCUUUGGGAAGAGGAUGAUUAGUUUUUAAUGCGGCAUCUUAACUCUCUUUGAUAACCAACGAAUAUUAGGGCCACGCUCAAAAGUCAAGAGUUUAGUUGCAUUAUCGGGGGGGGGGGGGGGUUUGGCCUGAUAAAAUAGCAUUUUCCCCCCCUUUUGAUUUUAUAAAUGUAGUGUUGUGCAGUUUUAAUGCUGCCUCAUUUUGCUUUUUUUUUUUCAAAAUGCAUGUUUUUUUUAAAUAUUACAUGAUUUAAAUCAUCACCUGUUUUGCAUGACUAUUUUUGUAAAAUUACACAAUUUUCUCCUAAAAUGAAGACUUUUUUUCUUCAUAAAAAUUUGUUUGCAACUUUAUUCUCAUUAAAAAUGUAUUAUAUUAUAAUUCUCAUAGAAAUACGAUUUUUUUUGUGCAAAACUACAGGCUUACUUUAAUAUUACUUUAUUCUCAUAAAUUAUUCUGCUAAUUUGACUUAUUUUUUUUAAUAGCUAUUCUUGUCAAAUUCACUUUUUUCUUUUAUUUUUUAUGAUUUUAUUGUAAAAAAAAAAAACUCGUAUUUUUUCUUGCUCGAAUUUGCCUUAUUUUUCUAUUCUCCUAAAAUUAAGACUUUUUUCCAUAAAAAUGUGUUGCAACUUUAUUCUCAUUAACAAUAUAUUGUAUUAUAAUUCUCAUAAAAAUACAACUUUUUUUUUUGCAAAACUACAGGCUUACUUCAAUAUAACUUUAUUUUUUUAUAAUAGCUAUUCUUGUCACAUUCACUUUUUCCUUUUAUUUGUAUGAUUCUAUUCUAAAAAAAAACUCUUUCUUGCAAAAUUAUGAGUGUGCUUUAAAUUAUUAUUCUAAUUUGACUUAUUUUUCUAUAACAGUUUUCUUGUAAAAUUCACCUUUUUCUUCAGUUUUUAUGAUUUUAUUCUCAUAUUUUUUUUCUUGUAAAAUUAUGACAAUGCUCAAAGUGACGUACUGUAUUUUCGGGGUUUUUUUUGUUUGAUUUUGAAAUAUUUCAACUUCAUUCUCAUAAUUCUUUAUGCUAGUUAUGUCUUCUGAGCGUGGCCCUGAUACUUGUAUACAGUACAUACUGUACAUGCAGUACAUAGACUCAUCUCUGAGGGGUUUUCCCAACAUUGGAAGCAGAGACGCCAUUAUACCAAAAUAUCACUUUUUAAUUUCAACCCUUUCUCUCACCAAAUAAAUGUUGCAGAGGAUCACACACGCUCUCACAUGUAAUAUAAAAGGUUUUGUAUCGCAGCCAUGUGCUGCCACUUUGCAUACAAUUUAACGCGUGCGUGCGUGUGCGUGUGUGUGAGCCAGAUUGGUAACCAAAGUUUGAUUCCCCUUUUAUGUGCGGCAUCGACAUCUUUGUGUUGCAGACUUGUACCGUUUGUUCAAGCCGUAAUGUCGUCCGUGUGUAUGUUUGAUCACUUUGUAAAGAAAUGUAAAUUAUAUUUUAAUAUGAAGCCAAAUAUUAAGGAGAAGUUAAAAAAAAAAAAAGGACAUUUAAGUUGCGCCGCAUUUGUCAAGUCUAAACCGUGACGUGUUUGCCUAUUUAACUGUUGUUUGGCGAUUAGCAGUGAAGACUUUCUGCAGUGUUAAGGCCAAAUUAGGAAGGUUGUUUUUAUUGUUUGUCAUCACACAGCACGCACGUCCAGUACGUUUCCAUACGAGUCGCUCACUGCGCUGGGACUGUGAGGAACACUUGUUGCCAUUGUUACAGGAGCCAUGGCACUUGUACAGUGUGUGUGUGUGUGUGUGUGUGUGUGUGUGUGUGUUUAGGAUGUGUUGUGUAAACACAUCUUGGUAAUGUAAGUCACCAGCUGCCCGGAUCUUCUUCUCAUCCCGCGUGUGCACCAUUUGCUUACAUCACAACUGUACAUUUUGUAUCGCUCACUAUUCCAAGUCAAGGUGUGUGCUGAGUCAAAGACAAGCGCGUGUGUGUGUGUGUGUGUGUGUGCAUACAUGACCUGUAGCUCUUGUUUUCUCCAAAUAUGACGCGUGUACUUGUGAAUUGUUUUCUCUUCUUGAGUCAAUGUUCCUUGCCUUUCUGCAAGUCAAAAAUGCUGUACUUAUUACAUGCCACUGCGCUUAUGCAAUUGUAUAAUCCCUCUUUUUGUUUCUUUUUAUUAUUUUUAUUUUAUUUUUUUUACCUUUUGUGUUCCUUAUUGUCGAUGUAAAUUGUUGUCAAGACUUUUGUGCAAAGGAAAACAGUUGAGCGAAAGGCGAUUUUCCGUACUUUUUUGGACAAUAAUGGAUUUGUGGGUAGAAUUUUGGAAAUUCGUUUCUAAGUGCUUUCAAGUAUUUACUUGGCCUUAUGUAAUAUAUAUAUCGAUCUAUGACAUUUCAGAAAGGUAUGUAUAGUAAUUGAACCUGAAAUCUCUGUAAAUAAAUUAUAUAUUGUUAAUUCCAGGACUAGGGGUUUUACUUGCAGCAACCGUUGCCAUCCGUAGAUGCACGGGUGCACAGUACGCAUAAUUACUCAUAAGGUUGAUGAUGGUAGUGCCUUAAUAGUAAGUCAUAAUGGAAUACCACAGGCUUCAUUAUAAUACACACCUUCAAUUCAAUGGAGCACUUUGUCACAUGUCUUUUGUCCCUUAUCAGCUAUCAUACUUCCUGGUUCAGGCACAUACAUAUUUUCCCCCUGACACGUAAUUAUACGACUUUAUUCUUCAAAGCUGAUUUUUUUUCAAUGUGCCCCUAAUACUAUACUAUACAGUCUGUGGUAAUGUUUUUACUGUAGAUGUUCUGUAAUGUAUCCCUGCGGGCUGCUAGCUGUUAGCAUGCUAAUAUUAGCACUUACCGUAGUUUUAGUCAGCAUACUGCCCAGGUUAAAAUAGUUUCAUGGGUAAAGCCACAAAGUCGGCUGCUUAGGGCCCCGC
Dunckerocampus dactyliophorus (ringed pipefish) is the source of this 6915-nucleotide messenger RNA. RefSeq names its product unc-5 netrin receptor A (gene unc5a). Gene Ontology annotation, molecular function: protein binding; netrin receptor activity. NCBI's taxonomy places the organism in Eukaryota, Metazoa, Chordata, Actinopteri, Syngnathiformes, Syngnathidae. Gene Ontology annotation, biological process: anterior/posterior axon guidance; netrin-activated signaling pathway. Gene Ontology annotation, cellular component: membrane. The record is from RefSeq and is a predicted model, not a curated record. The transcript has 16 exons. The coding region runs from base 458 to 3208 and encodes 916 amino acids.